AUGGCCAACUUGUUCAACAGCGCGCGAACUGCCUUCCGCGCCGCCGUCAAUGGCUCGGCCGCUUCGGUCCGAAAUGCUUCGACACAGGCUGGCGCCAACGCCUCGCAGUCGUUCGUGACUUCGCGAUCGUCUGCCAUCGCCGCCACCGCCGUCGCUGCCGGUUCGGUGGCAUGGUACAACCACCUGUACGGCACUCUCCCCUUCUUGGACACUGCCAGCGCCAACAUGGCGGACGAAGGUCUUCACCCACCCAAGUACCCCUGGUCGCACUCGGGUGUAUUUGAGACGUUCGACCACGCUUCCAUUCGACGUGGAUACCAGGUUUACCGUGAGGUAUGCUCCUCGUGCCAUUCACUCGACCGCAUUGCUUGGCGUAACCUGGUUGGUCAGUCGCACACGGUUGACGAGGCCAAGGCUAUGGCUGAGGAGGUCGAGUACGAGGACGGUCCCGAUGACGAAGGCGCAAUGUUCCAGCGUCCCGGUAAGCUUGCCGACUACAUGCCCCGACCUUAUGCCAACGACGAAGCUGCCCGGGCUGCCAACGCUGGUGCUCUUCCCCCUGAUCUCAGCUUGAUGGUCAAGGCACGUCACGGCGGUGCCGAUUACAUCUUUGCGCUGCUUACCGGUUACACGGACCCCCCGGCAGGUGUCAAGGUUCAGGAUGGCCUGAACUACAACUCGUACUUCCCCGGAACGCAGAUUGCCAUGGCGCGUGUGCUCUACGACGGUCUUGUCGACUACGAGGACGGCACCCCAGCAACCACUUCGCAGAUGGCCAAGGACGUGGUUACGUUCUUGCACUUCUGUGCGGAGCCAGAGCACGACACGAGGAAGAAGAUGGGCAUGCAGGCCGUCAUCAUCCUGAGCUCCUUGACCGCUUUGUCCAUCUGGGUCAAGAGGUUCAAGUGGGCCGGUGUCAAGAACCGAAAGCUUGUGUACAAUCCUCCGACCUCGACUCACUAA
This is a messenger RNA of Mycosarcoma maydis (corn smut), 963 nucleotides long. RefSeq names its product putative ubiquinol--cytochrome-c reductase catalytic subunit CYT1. Gene Ontology annotation, biological process: mitochondrial electron transport, ubiquinol to cytochrome c. Gene Ontology annotation, molecular function: heme binding; electron transfer activity. The record is from RefSeq and is a predicted model, not a curated record. The transcript has 2 exons. Bases 1 to 963 code for a protein of 320 amino acids. Lineage: Eukaryota; Fungi; Basidiomycota; Ustilaginomycetes; Ustilaginales.